AUGAUAACAGUUAAAGAUGAAAAACCUAUGUCAAUAACAGACAUUUUAAGGAAAAAGAAUCGAAACAACAAAGAAACAUCAACAGUAUUAUCUCAAUCUUCUCUAAAAAACUCUUUACCCUCUAUUUCACCCAACAUUUACGUUAAAGGAAAAGACAUGCAUCAUCAUAAAAUACAAGAAUUACAAACAACUUGUGCAAUAUGUAUAGAAGAAUUUCAAGAUGAUGAAUUAUUGAGAGUAUUACCAUGUGAACAUGAAUUCCAUGCCAAAUGCAUUGUUGCAAUUAGUAGUCCCGUAUCAAGAAGUCCUAAAACAGAUAAUGAAGAAUACAUGGUGGAAAAACUUGCUGGAUCACUUGAGGGACUUGAUGAAGAAAAAAUAGAAUCAAUUGAUCCACAAGAAUUAUCAACUAAACAAGGAUUUACUAUAAACUUUGGUCCGCAACAUCCUGCAGCACAUGGAGUUUUGAGAAUGAUCUUAGAAUUGAAAGGAGAGGAAAUUGUUCGUGCGGAUCCACACGUUGGAUUAUUACAUCGUGGUACAGAAAAAUUAAUUGAAUAUAAAAAUUAUUUACAAGCUUUACCUUAUUUUGAUCGAUUGGAUUAUGUCUCAAUGAUGACCAACGAACAAUGUUAUUCACUGGCGGUGGAAAAGUUAUUAAAUAUCGAGAUUCCGGAACGGGCAAAAUUUAUUCGCACAUUGUUUGCAGAAAUUACAAGAAUUUUGAAUCACAUUAUGGCAGUGAUGUCACAUUCUCUUGAUAUUGGGGCUUUAACACCUUUCUUGUGGAUGUUUGAGGAACGUGAAAAGUUAAUGGAAUUCUAUGAACGAGUAUCUGGCGCACGUAUGCAUGCUGCUUACAUACGUCCUGGUGGAGUUGCACAAGAUAUGCCUCUUGGUUUAAUGGAAGAUAUUUAUCAAUGGUCAACUCAGUUUGCUUCACGUGUUGACGAAACUGAAGAGUUAUUAACUACUAAUCGUAUUUGGGUAAACCGUACAAAAGACAUUGGUAAAGUUACAGUUCAAAAUGCUUUAGAUUAUAGUUUUUCGGGAGUGAUGUUACGUGGAUCCGGGGUUAAAUGGGAUUUACGUAAAGUUCAACCAUAUGAUGCAUAUGAUCAAGUAGAAUUUGAUGUACCAGUUGGUACUACAGGAGAUUGUUAUGAUAGAUAUCUUUGUCGAGUUGAAGAAAUGAGACAAAGUCUAAGAAUUAUUCAUCAAUGUUUAAAUAAAAUGCCACCCGGAGCUGUAAAAGUUGAUGAUUGGAAGAUAUCACCACCAAAUAGAUCUUCAAUGAAAGAAAGUAUGGAAGCAUUGAUUCACCAUUUCAAAUUGUACUCGGAAGGAUAUUCUGUUCCACCUGGUGAAACUUAUACUGCAAUUGAAGCACCAAAAGGAGAGUUCGGUGUUUAUCUUGUUUCUGAUGGAACAAAUCGUCCAUAUAGAUGCAAAAUCCGUGCACCGGGAUUCGCUCAUUUAGCAGGCUCUGAUUUUAUGUCUCGUGGGCAUUACAUUCCUGAUAUGGUUACAGUGAUAGGCACCAUGGAUAUUGUAUUUGGUGAAAUAGAUAGAUAA
Messenger RNA from Diversispora eburnea, 1575 nucleotides. The record is from the annotation of a GenBank genome assembly. NCBI's taxonomy places the organism in Eukaryota, Fungi, Glomeromycota, Glomeromycetes, Diversisporales, Diversisporaceae.